This is a messenger RNA of Tinamus guttatus (white-throated tinamou), 5593 nucleotides long. Lineage: Eukaryota; Metazoa; Chordata; Aves; Tinamiformes; Tinamidae. The record is from RefSeq and is a predicted model, not a curated record.
CUUCUGAAAUCCAAUUCCAAAGUCUGAGAUGAACCUCUUGAGAUCUUUUCUGAGUGCUGAGCUGAUCCUUUUUGCAGUGACAGCUACAGGACUGCAUAUUAAGCCGCGGGAGGGCAGUGUUGCUGGAGGAACAUGGAUUACUAUUACCCUGCCUGGUUCAACAUCUCACCAACAUUUUGUGGCCAGUGGAUCUCAUCUGGAGGUGUUCCUAGUGAAUCCAGGCCUACCCAGGUUACCCUGUGAUGUUUCUCCUGUAUAUUUUAACUUAUCCACCAUAAGAUGCAGAACAAGGUCUUCAUCUUGGGAAGCUUUGUACCAUGUGGAGCUGCUCUCAGAAGGACGGGUGAUUAACAAUCUGACUGGGGUGGAAAAAGACAGCUACACUUUCAAGUUCUCUGCUGUGCAGACACCUGUGGUUUACCAAAUUAGUCCACCAUCUGGUGUCCCAGGAAAUUUAAUAGAGCUCUAUGGGAAGACAAUUACUGGAAGAUAUGAAACCCUGGACUUCAAUGUUGAUUAUAUUGAUGGACCAGCUCUCCUCGUGGCAGAAGGAGAUGGAUGGACCAGUCUCUGCUCUUUUGCUGACAAACAAGCAGGACACAUAUAUCCUAUUCAGGUGGAGGAUGGACUUGGGACCCUGCAGUGCCGGGUGGAAGGCAGCCACAUAGGGUCCCACAACGUCAGCUUCUCAGUGUUUAACAAAGGAAGAUCAGCAGUACACAAAGAUGCUUGGCUCAUCAGUGCUAAACAGGACCUUUUCUUGUACCAGACACAUUCAGAAGUAGCCUCUGUCUUUCCAGCUAGUGGAAGUCUUGGAGGAGGCACUGAGCUCACUAUCAUAGGGGAUUUCUUUGAGGAGCCAGUGCAGGUCACAGUUGCAGGUGUCCGCUGUAAAGUCCAGCACCUCUCUCCCCAGAAGAUCAGCUGCACCACUGAACCUGCCAGCAAGGGCAGGAGACUUGCUGCCCCCCAGCCAGGAAACAGAGGGCUUCUCUUUGAAGUCUGGGAUGACGCCUCUGAUCUGACAGAAGCAGGCCCUGGAUAUAGAUGGCAGUUUGUACCUAAUGCCAGUUCCCCAGUAAGAUUUCUGUCUGGGGCAAAGCAGUCAUUCAGCUCCAGACUUCGUGGAUUUUUUGUGGCUCCUGAGACCAACAAUUAUACCUUCUGGAUUCAAGCAGAUGGUCAGGCAUCUCUGUACUUGAGUUUGUCUCAAGAUCCAGAACGUAAGGCGAAAAUAGCUUCUCUCCCUGCGGGCAAUUCUGUGUGGCUGGAGCACUGGGAGAAGAGCUGGAAUGAAAGUUGGCAGCCAAAAUCCCCCAAAUUUGAGCUAACUGCUGGCUCAAGGUACUACCUGGAAGCUUGGCAUCAUGGCAAGGCACCCAGCAGUGGGAUGAGAGUUGGUGUCCAAAUACACAACACAUGGCUGAAUCCCCAUGUGGUGAACACCUACUACCGGGAAAGACAUGAAAUUCGGGCUUGUGCUUUGCAGCUUCCCGAAGUUCAGAUGUUGACUGUGUCAGGUGCAGGGUGGUUCAGUAUCUCCUGGAACAACAUAUUCAGCAAUAUGAUUCCCACAAAUGCUACUGCUGAACAGGUACAGAUAGCAAUAGAGGGGCUUCUUUCAGUACAGUGUGAAACUGAGCCAUCUUCUGCUAAAAUUCUUUUCCAGAAUGGCUUCGAGAAAGGUACAAAGGACUCUGUCACCACGGGGCGCACUGUCAGUGGGACGGAGCCCUUCUGUGGGAGGUUCAGUGUUCACAGACCAGAACAGCUGGUGAAAACGUCACCUUCAACUCUACCGAGAUAUGAUCUCACUGAAUACACACACGUAUGUUUUGCACAUAAAGGAUAUAUGAGCAAAAUCCUUCAUAUCUCAGUAUCCUACACUAAUGCCACUCUCCAUUCAGUGAAGAGGAACCUCACCUGCCAAUGGGAUUUUAACGACAGUAACCUAGGAAGCUGGACGUUUACCUGCACCAACCUCUGGAAGGGAUGUGUGAACCGUUCCAUGCUCUUCCAGGACCUCCCUGCCAAUUCUCCUGUGUAUGUGCGUCAGAUUGAUUUGCCGAUCCCUGAGAUGCAAAAGGAGACCUCUGAGUCAUUUUAUCUUGAUGAACUCAUCAUCACAGACAGCAAUGUGACUGUUUCUCAGAGGAGUCCCAAACCACCUUGGCCAGAUGGGAGGAUAAUUGAAGCAGUAACGGUGGUGGGAUCAUCUCCCACUUACAAUGUGUCCCUGCUGGUGGCUGGUUGUGGUGCAAAUCUGCCCCUUCUCUCACUAAGAGGUGCUUUGCUUCUGGAUGGCUCUGAGGAAGAUGGACACCUCUCUGUCUCCACGGAGGAUGCAAGAAUCAACCUCACUGUUCGGAGACUGCAGAAGUCAUCUCCACCUAUUGGAGGGACCUUCCGUAUCUACCUGGCCAAUACAGUGAUAUCAGAUAUCCCAGUGCAUAUUUCCUCCAAUCAUCUCCACAGGCUUUUGCAAGACAACACGGAUAACUCUACAGCCCCAUACUUCAACAUCAGUGACUUUACAGUGAUGAAGGACUCAAAGUCUUGUUAUGAGAAUAUCUGGACCCUGACUUGGAAAACAAAAACAGGGGACUUACCCAAUGUUAUUAAUGUACGUCAUCUUGCUGUUUCUCUUCUUUCAGAUGAUGGAUCCCAGGCUACAAUAGUUAUCAGAGGAACUGGCUUCACUGGGGAGAAGCCAGCACUCCAGGUAGAGGUGAACAGCUCAGCAUGCCACGUCAUAACUUUGAAUGAAACCAAACUAGUUUGCCAAAUGGAGAGGCUGCCAGUUGGAGUCUACCAGGUGACGUUACUGGUGAGACCUUAUGGCUUUGCACUUAACACCAGCACAGGAGAAGGCAUCUUUUUAAGAGUUGAGCCCAAGCUGGUGGCUAUUGAACCUCCUACAGCUUCAGAAAUCGGAGGACUGAGAGUGGCUCUCAGAGGGACUGGUCUGGAAGGAGUAAACCUGGUGCUGUUUGGAUCUCAGCCUUGCCCAAUUUCUGCAAAUGCCAGAAAUGCAACAAGAAUUGAAUGUCAGGUUCCUUCUCGGGGGAUAGAGGAUGCUGUUGUCCCUGUGACACUGGUUUCUGGGCACUUGUCAACAACAUUCACCAAUUUAUUCCAAUAUGAUCCUUCCUUAAAUCCUGUGGUUGUAUCACUGAGCAGAAACAGAAGUGGCAUAACAGGGGGUCAAGAACUCCAGAUUGGAAUAUCCUCAUUUGCUCUCUACCAAGGGUUGGACAUCAAGGUCCAAGUGGGGCAUUUGUGGGGACAGAUUCAGGCACAGACAGACCGUGGUGUUAAUGUGACACUUCCAGCCUUGGCUCCAGGAUGGUACAACAUUUCUGUCAUCAUCAACAGUGUUGUUGUUGCUACUUCAAAUCGGACUGAGCCAUUGAUCCAGUAUGCCUCAGAGAUCUUCAGCAUUGAGCCAUGCUGUGGCUCUUUACUGGGUGGAACACUGCUGACAAUCUCUGGGGUGGGUUUUAGCCAAAACCCUGCCCUGGUUUCUGUUUCUUUGAAUGAGCAAACCUGUAGGAUUACCCACCUGUCAGAAGAGACCAUUUGGUGCCUGACUCCACCAGCUGCUAAUUUGUCUAAUGAUGAUUCACAAGACAUAUCUGCUAGUGUAAAUGUGCUCCUCAGAAGUAGGUUACUUCUACACACUUCUUUUGAGAAGAACACCACUGUCUUUAAUUAUCAAAGGAUUUCGACUCCUCUGAUCACUACUUUUGGAAUGGAGGUCACAGGCAGCAGCCUAUUCUUGAGCAUUCAGGGGAUAAACAUCACUGAAUCUGUGGCUAAACUUGGGGACAGUGAAUGUGCGCUUGAGUCUCAACAUGGCAACAAUUCUGCAAUACUUUCCCAGUGCUCCUUACCGCUGACCAACCUGGAACCUGGGACUUACCCCAUCAGGGUUAUCCAGAGGCAGUUGGGAUAUGCUCAUGUGGCAGGAAGGCUACAGUCUGUUACAAUAACUCCACAGAUAACCUCCAUCUUCCCAAAGCAAGGUUCAAUUUGUGGUGGGAUGGUAUUGGUUAUAUCUGGAACUGCCUUAAAAUCCAGGAGGAAUUUGGUACAGGUGAGCCUGGGAGGUAACUAUUCCUGUGAGAUCCAGAACUCUGGUGAUAAUGUCAUUAGAUGUUUUCUUCUCCCAGGAGCCCAUCCUUUACCUUAUGAGAGGUUGACUGAGGCAUCCCGGGCUCUUAAUGUCACAGUGACUGUAAAUGGCAUUGGCAGUGUCUGCCUUGGUGACUGUACACUUCACCUACAUGAGCAGAGGACACCCCUUAUAGAUUUGGUGACCUGGGAAAAUAGUGGGGCAUUCACCUACCUGAUGAUCAAAGGACAGCAACUAGCAUGGCAAAGUGACAGCCCGGUGGUACACGUGAACAACCAAGUUGUCUGCAAGGUAACUUUCUGGAACGAGACCAACAUCAAGUGCCAGAUGGACUGCAUUGCCCCUGGGAAGUACAACAUUUCCGUAUCCAAUGGGAGAAGUGGACAAGCAUGCUUCAGAAGAGCAGCUGAGGAUUUCACUGUCAUGCCUCAAGUGCACCAGUUUUACCCCGAAAACUUCAGUACCAAUGGUGGAGGCCUGCUCACCUUAGCAGGCUCAGCAAUGAAAGGCAGGACGACUUCUGUUCUUGUUGAUCAUCAUCCUUGUCUCAUUCUCAGUGUCAACUGCACAGCUAUACAGUGCAUAGUGCCUCCUGGCAAUGGGACUAGUGCUUUGAGGCUAAAAGUAGAUGACAUUAACACUUAUCUUGGAAGAAUAACUUAUAGUGAGGAGUUCACCCCAGCUUUCCUUUCCCUCAUGCCUGUUGGCCUACUUUUAAUGAUGACCGUAUCACGAGUCAUAGGAACGGACGGCAUCCACGUAUUUGUUGGGGGCUUUGCUUGUAGUGGUGUCACCAUAACUCAAUCUACGUUGCAGUGCUCAGCUCCUCCUCUACCUGCUGGCAAGUACCACGUGCUGGGCCUCGAUGUCCUCAGGGGAUGGGCUUCCUCUAACUUGACAUUCACCUCUCAGCUGUCGGUGACAUCUGUGCAUCACAACUGGGGUGGCUUGAACGGAGAAGCAGUUCACCUGCGUGGAAUGGGGUUUUCCCCGGGACACACUUUGGUCACCAUCUGUGGCACCCCUUGUGAAAUUCUGGGCAACAUGACAACAACUGCCUUGAGCUGCCUCGCCCCACGCUUGAACGCAUCUUUGGCCAUCCUUUGUGGUCUGAAGCACUCCGCAGUCGACUGCCAAGAAGCUGGGGCCACCUUCAUCAAAUGCGAUGUCCAGGUCACAGUGGCUUCCUAUCACCAGAAGCAGUCCACGUUUUACUUGUACAUGUGUGACCACCACGGAGCUCAGGGGCAUCGAGGGAAUGUCAAUGUGUCCCGGUGGCAAUUUGCUGGACUCUUUGUCAGCCCUAAAGUGGAAAGAGAUGAAGUUCUCAUCUAUAAUAGCUCCUGUAACAUUACCAUGGAAACUGAGGCAGAGAUGGAGUGUGAGGGAGCUAAUCAGCCAAUUACCGCCAAGAUUACUGAGAUAUGGAAAAACUGGGGCCAGAACACUCAGGUAUAA